CUGGAAUGUGGUCCCCUCUUUCACGUGACUCGUCUCAACUUUGGGCACGCGCGCAGAGUCCGAAUGGGAUCGGACAGGAUCAGACACGGUACUAAUACUUUGUCACCGGAUGGGAGCGCCAUUUUGAGAGCACCUUUCUCUUCACCUUAAUCUUGACCUUUCGACAGCUUUGGACCCGACCAUUAGAGUACCAAUGCUGUUCAACGACACAGCACACGCGUGCUCUGGCUUCAUAGACGGGGAGAACAUAUGUCUUUCGACCCUCAAGGUUCCGUUCUACUUCGCUAUGCGCCAGGAUCUUUUUGACAGUGUGUCCGACACUGCGCUCGCUCUUGCGGCACCGGUUGUUGCAUACUGGUUGCUUUCGUUGUUUUUCCACUGUCUAGACAUGUCCGGUUGGAGAUGGCUGGACAAGUACCGAAUACACCCGUCGGAGGAGGUGAUGUCCCGCAACCGCGCAACACGCACUGAAGUCUUCUGGGCGGUCAUCCUCCAGCACACCAUUCAAACGGCACUUGGCUACGCAUGGUUUGCAGAGGUCGCACGCGUAUCUCCGACUACAUGUUAUAAUCAGAUGGAGGCAGUGGCCAAGAGUUUGGUGCGAGUGACGAGGUUGAUCCUUGGUUCCCAUAUAGCAGACGCUUUCCUGCAGCGUGGAGGAGCCGAUAUCACACAUUGGUUGUAUUGGUGGGGCAUACCGGCUGCGCAGUUUCUAUUUGCCCUCUUCAUCAUCGACACAUGGCAAUACUUCCUCCACCGUUUGAUGCACACCAACAAAUUUCUGUACAAGCAACUACACUCAGUACAUCAUCGGCUUUACGUGCCUUACGCUUUUGGCGCAUUGUACAACCAUCCUUUGGAAGGUCUUAUACUGGAUACGUGUGGUGCGGCUGUGGCAGAAUACCUCGCUGGACUUUCUGUCAGACAAGCCAUGUUCUUGUUCGCUUUCAGCACGUGCAAAACCGUCGACGACCAUUGCGGAUACAGCUUCCCAUUCGAUCCGCUUCAGGUAUUCACGAUGAAUAACGCAGACUACCACGACAUUCACCAUCAGGCUAUUGGAAUUAAAUCUAACUUCUCACAACCUUUUUUCGUACAUUGGGAUGUAAUUCUGGGCACUAGAUUAACCAGAAAACAAAUCGAGGAACGCAGACAGAAGGUCAAAACUACGUGAUAUCUCAUCGGCUAUAUACCUCUGUCUGCUCUACUUUUGUUGGCUGUAAAACAUGCAUUUAAUGAGGCGGUCGAUAAUAUCUUGUUGCAUACCGUUCGUACAUUACAUCCUGACCUUUUCGUGUUGAUUUACGUACUUAGAUUUCCGUCAAGUUGGCUUCUUUCACACC
Molecule: messenger RNA, 1343 nt
Organism: Pisolithus orientalis
Lineage: Eukaryota; Fungi; Basidiomycota; Agaricomycetes; Boletales; Pisolithaceae
Product: fatty acid hydroxylase superfamily-domain-containing protein
Exons: 3
Coding region: 194-1174 (326 amino acids)
Biological process (GO): lipid biosynthetic process
Molecular function (GO): iron ion binding; oxidoreductase activity
Source: RefSeq, a predicted model, not a curated record